Molecule: messenger RNA, 1386 nt
Organism: Paramecium tetraurelia
Lineage: Eukaryota; Ciliophora; Oligohymenophorea; Peniculida; Parameciidae
Exons: 4
Biological process (GO): peptide catabolic process; proteolysis
Molecular function (GO): metallodipeptidase activity
Source: RefSeq, a predicted model, not a curated record
AUGAAAUUUAUUUUAAUAUUAGUCUUCACAUUCGGCCUGAAUGCCUUAAUGCUGAGAAGUGUGAAUGAAAAAUUAACAGAGCAUGUAAUACAGUAAAUACGUGAAUAAGUGAAGAAUCCAUUGAGCCAAAAUUACCACUCAGCAUAUGAUAGAUUGGCUUAUUAUGUUGAUACCUUUGGUCCUAGAUUAUGGGGAUCAGAGAAUAUGGCAGACGCAGUUGACGCACUCUAUAAGGAUAUUCAGACAAUGGGAUUUGACAGAACUUGGAAAGAAAAUCUAGGAGAGAUUACAUCAUGGAGGAGAGGAGAAGAAAGUGUUACAUUGUUUGAUCCGAGAGAAAUACCUCAGAAAUUGAAUAUGAUUGGAUUGGGAUGGACUCCUGCUGGAAGUGUAAAGGCUGAAGUGGAAGUGGUUCAUUCAUUUGAGGAAUUGAAAUCGAAGGAUGUGAAAGGAAAGAUUGUAUGUUACAAUUUUGAAUGGAAUGGAUAUGAUUCUGGUGUGGCAUUCAGAUAUGCAGGACCUGUAGAGGCAGAAAAGGCAGGAGCUAUUGGUACAAUGAUCAGAAGUGUGGCAAGUGUAUCAAUUGCAUCACCACAUACAGGAAUGACGGAUUAUGACAAUAUCAAAUAUCCAGCAGUUGCAAUUACUGUUGAGGAUGCAGAUAUGCUAGACAGGAUGAGAUAAAGAGGCUAAACGGUAGUAGUGGAGAUCAAAACAGAAGGAUAGUAAUAUAAAACAACAAGCGAUAAUGUCAUUGCAGAAAUCAAAGGAUCUAAAUAUCCAGACGAGAUCUUGUUAAUGGGUGGUCAUUGGGAUUCAUGGGAUGUUGGAUCAUAAACAGGAGCCAAUGAUGAUGGUGGUGGUGUUAUUGUCUGUUUAGAGACAUUAAGAGUCUUAAAUUCAUUGGGAAUUAGACCAAAGAGAACAUUAAGGUUCAUUGCUUGGAGUGGUGAAGAGAUGGGCUAGUACAACAAUGGAGCAGUUCAUUAUGCUCGUAAUCAUGGCAAAGAAAAUCAUAUAAUUGCUUUCGAAUCUGAUUUAGGAUCAACCAAACCAUAUGGAUUUGGUAUAACAGCUGGAUAGCAAUUUACAUAAUUGGUAACAUAUUUGGCUUAAGAAUAUUUAACUGGUAUUGGAGCAGAACGCAUCUUUCCAAAUGAUGGAGAAGCUGUAGAUAGUGGAAUUUUAGCUGAAUUCACUGGAACUCCUAUGUUGAAUAAUCGAAUUGCUGACAACAAAAAUCAUGAUUACUAUUUCACUUAUCAUCACACUGCCGGUGAUUCUAUGUGGAUGAUGAAUCCAGAAGAUAUGGAUGAUAAUGUAGUUGCUAUUGCCAGUAUCAUGUAUUUGAUUGCUGAUUAUGAUGGACCCAUUCCAAAAGAUUGA